Molecule: messenger RNA, 1944 nt
Organism: Colias croceus (clouded yellow)
Lineage: Eukaryota; Metazoa; Arthropoda; Insecta; Lepidoptera; Pieridae
Product: sodium channel protein Nach-like
Exons: 10
Coding region: 109-1839 (576 amino acids)
Biological process (GO): sodium ion transmembrane transport
Cellular component (GO): membrane
Molecular function (GO): ligand-gated sodium channel activity
Source: RefSeq, a predicted model, not a curated record
UUUAUGAAAAAACUAAGAAUUUUGUGACAACCGCAAUACUGUAUUUAAAUUAUUAGAUUAAUAAUAAUCUUAUAAUCUAUCUUAUCACUUGAAGUAGUUGUCGCGUAAAUGCAGAGGAAAGGUAGUAAUCAAGAUAUAAUGGAACCAAAUUAUUCCAUGUAUCGUGACCGUUUAAGACGAAGAGAGAGAACAAAGAGUGACAUGUUAAUGGCCAGCGUUAAAACAAUUAGCAAAGAGUAUUGUAAGGAGUCUUCAAUUUGUGGCCUAAAGCACCUGGUUGAAGACACGUCUUACAUAGAAAGAACAAUAUGGAUUAUCACCAUGCUCAGUGCACUAAUAUGCUCCAUAUCCCUGGUGUGGAUGACCUUCGAGAGAUACUACCAAGCUCCCUUGGUGACCACACAGAUGCCUGAAGGAGUGUCUGUAAGCAAAAUCAUCUUCCCAGCAGUUGGGAUAUGCACCAAUAACAGAAUUAGUAAACGAUCCGUUACUGAGUUGGCGAAGAAAUUGAUAAAAGAACCACGGAACAAGAACUAUAACGAAGAGCAGAUGCUAGAACUGCUUUUUGGCUUGGGUCUGUUCUAUAAUAUGCAGCGGAUGAACGAUAAGAUUGUCAAUGUGAAGAAGUUACAACGCGCCUUGGGGGACUAUGACGUCAACGAGCUCAUGAUGAAUCUAACUCCAAAGUGCGAAGAUAUUCUGGUGCGUUGUUCCUGGAACGAAAAUCCCAUGAACUGCUCGGAUUUAUUCGACUUUCGGUUGACUAUGACUGGCUAUUGUUGUACUUUUAACUAUUUAAGGAGUUCUGAUGUUAUGUUUGAAGAAAGCCAUGAGGCACGAAGUACUGAUAUGUAUAUGUAUGGCAACAAAUCGAGCUUCGAUUUCGACCAAGGACUAAAGAUCCUGCUACGAUUAAAUGAGAGUGACGAUUUCUACUACAAUGUACCUUUGAAAGGUGCUCAGCUGCAGUUCUCUGAUGCAUAUGAUUUUCCCGAUGCACCUAGUGGCAGUUUUUCGAUGCAAAUAGUUAGUCCUAAUGUUCAGAUGACUGUAAUAGUAACUGCAAGUUUCACAGAAGCCUCACGAGAUAUCCAACACGUUCCCGUAAAACUGAGAAACUGCUUAUUCUACGAUGAAUCCCCAUAUCUCCCAUUCUAUACUCACAGUGAUUGCUUGUUGAAAUGUCGAAUGUACUUCCUAAUGAGCAAAUGUAAUUGUACUCCGUUCAAUAUGCUCAAAUUGGCUCACACUAGAACAUGCGACGUCAGGGAUAUACCAUGUUUGAGGAUAUUUAAUGCUCAAUCAACAGCUGUGCGACCAGAUAUUGAAAAUGUUCCAUCGGAAUUGGAACUAAACCUCGUGUCAGGAGGCAUUCACUGCCCCAUGUGCUACCCAACCUGUUCAAAGACAGCCUACAACUACGACUUUACUAAUAUAAACAUUUACCCUGACCGUACCGACGUUGAUUCCAUCAAGGACAAGAUGGAUUGGCUAUACGGUGCGAAUUUCACUGGAACAUCCAUUGUUCACGUGAAGUAUGGCAGAGAAGUUGCAGACUGUUACGGGCAGAAUGUCAUAAUGAAAUGGUUCGACUUGAUUAGUAACAUAGGUUCAACAUGUGGUUUCGUCACGGGAUUUAGCUUUGUGUCUGUUAUUGAGUUCAUCUACUUCUACACUGUGAAGUUAGUGCGAGAUUAUGUUCUUCGGUUGCGACGGGAGAGACGAAUCGCGAGCGAAGCGUCGACGCCAGCGCAGUUUGAGCAUAUUAGCCGAUAUCGACCUAUUUAUUGGAACGAAAUAGCGGGAUCGACGGCUUGGAGAUUGAAUACACCUGAUUAAUGAAAAUGUUAAUAUUUAUCGUAAAGCUUUACGCCUGAAUAUCUUUUGUUAGAAUUAGGAUUAAUUGAGUUGCAAGUAAUAAAUAAUAUCAAUAUAAUUCUCAAC